Molecule: messenger RNA, 603 nt
Organism: Entamoeba dispar SAW760
Lineage: Eukaryota; Evosea; Mastigamoebida; Endamoebidae
Exons: 4
Coding region: 1-603 (200 amino acids)
Molecular function (GO): DNA-binding transcription factor activity
Source: RefSeq, a predicted model, not a curated record
AUGUCAAGUGAGUCACUACCAACUGAAUACGUUCAUUAUUCUUCUGACACUAAAAAGUCUGCAAAAGAAAUUGCAAUCGUUCUAAAAAAUAAUUAUAAUAGGCCAUUACAAGAGGUUGCUCGUAUUGUAGGCAUGUCAGCUACAUCAGUUAAAAAACUAUGUAGGGAUUUAGGUAUUAAACGCUGGCCACAUAGGAAGUUACAAAGAAUAGAAGGUGAAAUAAAAAGAAUAGACGAAUCAAUGAAAGACCCUUCUAAAACUUCUUUUGAAAGAAAUCAAUACCAUGAACGAUACCUUGAAUUAAUACAACUGAAACAACAAGUUUAUGAUGACCCAAAUAUCCCUUUAAGUAACCCUCCAAAAAAAAAGUAUUACUGUAAAUCAACACCCAAUCCAAAACCAUUUCAUCAAAUUAAAUUUCAACUGAAUGGAAAAACAACUCCCAUUUCAUGCUCAACACCACUCAGCUCAAUAGUUUUUGGUCCUGAUUAUUUAGGUGUGAUUAUAUCACAACAACCUAACAUAACGCCAACUGAAUGUCCAAUACCUGAAGCCGAAUCUUAUGAACUUGGUUGUCUUCCUUCUGAAGGUCCAUUACAAUAA